UUGCAUGCUCUAGUCGUAAAUUGUAGUCGUUUACUAGAGAUAAAAAUAUUAGAGAAAGGAAGACGUAAAAUUAGAAGGUUAGUUAGUGCAAUAACCCUUAAAACAUGUUACGUAAAGUUUAAUAUCGUUUGUUUACAGAGCGAGCAAACGUCGCCGUUCCGGCGCUGGACGACCGGCAGCGGCGCCGGCAGCUCUUACCGCCAGCACGACCAUCGCAACAUUUACAGUAAGCAAAUGAGCGAGGGUGGGAGUGGUGUGAACGGAGCGAGCGGAGGGGUGGCGCGCUGGUCGCUGGGGCUCGAGCAGUUGUUGGCGGACCCCGCCGGCGCCGCCGCCUUCGCGCAUUUCCUCGCCAAGGAGUUCGCCGCAGAAAAUAUUCGGUUCUGGUGGUCGUGCGAGCAGUACGCGCGCAGCUCGGGCGCGGCGCGCGAGGCGCUGGCGGCGGAGGUGUGGGCGCGCCACCUGUGCGACGGCGCGCCCGAGCCCGUCAACGUGGACGCGGCCGCGCGCCGCGCCGCCGCCGCGCGCCUGCAGCACCGCCCGCUGCCCGACGACCUGUUCCUGCAGGCACAGAAGCAGAUCUUCAACGUGAUGAAGUUCGACAGCUACCCGCGCUUCCUGCGCUCGGCCGUGCACGCCGAGUGCGCGCGCGCCGACCUGCGCGGCCUGCCGCCGCCCUACGCGCCCGCCGCGCCCGCCGCGCCCGCCGCACCCCCCGCCGCAGGGGAUGCCACGCCCACCAAGCUCAAGAAGUCGGCAUCGAACGCGUCGGAGAGACGCAGAAGCGGCGGAGCAUCUUUGCUCCCGUGGAAGUUACGUGGCGCCUCACGAGAACGCGCCGCCUCGCAGACCGACCGAUCUGAACGAUCCGACAAAUCAGAUCGGAACGAGAGGACCGAACCGCCACCACUCGCUGACGUGGUGAAAGCUGGCACUCUAGGUGCAAAUGCAUUAUGUCGGGUAGUGCUACCAGAUGGUGCCACAUCCGUAGUGGGCGUUGAAGAAGGAGUGCCAGUGAGGCGGCUAGUCGAUAGGUUGCUGCAACGUCGAAAUUUACCCGUGCUCUCUUAUGAUGUUCUGCUUCGUGAUGACGAGGGGUCGUGGCGAGCCAUCGAGGUGGGCGCGUCGUCGCUGGCGCUGGCCGGGCGCGAGGCGCGCGUGGAGCGGCGCGUGGUGCUGCGGCUGGCCGUGGGCGGGCGCCUGCUGGCCGUGCGCUGCCGCGCCGCGCGCCCGCUGCGCCACGUGCUGCGCCCCGUGCUGCGCCGCCGCGCGCCCGCCGCCGUGCUGCGCGCCGGCCGCCCGCUGCACCCCGACACGCCCGCGCACGAGUUGGAUGGAGCUCUACUGGAAAUCGUGGAAUUGUGUGAUGGUGCAGAGGCAGUGGAGGUCAGAGACCGAGAUGAUGACGCAGACUCCCUUUCCGACCUCGCCGUGAGACUGCAAGAUGACAGCGAACAGCUGAGCAUAUCGAGUCGAAACCGUAGCGAGUGUGGGAGUGUGACGGGGGUCGGCAGCAGUGUGGGGGCAGGGGGUCCCGCGCUGGCGUGCGGCACGGGCAGCAGCAGCAGCGUGAGCACGGCCAGCAGCGGGAGCGUGGCGGGCGGCGCGGGGGGUGCGGCGGCGGCGGGGGGCGAUGGCGGUGCGGGGGGCGCCGGGGGCAGAGUGCGUGCGGCGCUGCGCGCGGGCCCGCCGCUGCACCACCACCCGCCAGAGUUCCUCGAAAACCUGCGCGAGAAGCAGCGCCAGCGCCACGCGCCGCGCACGCCGCCGCCGCUGCCGCCCAAGCCCGCGCCGCGCGCCGCGCCCACGCUCGUCUGA
Molecule: messenger RNA, 1818 nt
Organism: Parnassius mnemosyne (clouded apollo)
Lineage: Eukaryota; Metazoa; Arthropoda; Insecta; Lepidoptera; Papilionidae
Source: the annotation of a GenBank genome assembly